This is a messenger RNA of Spinacia oleracea (spinach), 999 nucleotides long. RefSeq lists its product as uncharacterized. The record is from RefSeq and is a predicted model, not a curated record. The coding region runs from base 1 to 999 and encodes 332 amino acids. The transcript is spliced from 3 exons. Lineage: Eukaryota; Viridiplantae; Streptophyta; Magnoliopsida; Caryophyllales; Amaranthaceae.
AUGGCUAAUCAAGUUCCAAGAGCACCAAGGGUCCUUGUACAGAGGAAUCGUGAUGAUGGAAACGAUCGUUUGUGGAAUGACUAUUUUACUGACCAACCGGUGUUCCCCCCAUCUUUAUUUCGUCGGAGAUUUCGCAUGAAAAAACAUGUGUUUCUCCCUAUGAGGUUGCUAGCGUAUGGUACCGCUGCUGAUAAUGUUGAAGACUACUUACGGAUCAGCUCAUCUCUUGCGCGAUAUUCCUUACAACAUUUUGUUGAAGGGACUGUAUUGAAAGGGUUGUUCUCUGGAAGAGCUAAUAAGCCAACAUUGAUUUUAGAAGCUGUAGCAUCGCAAGACCUUUGGAUCUGGCAUGCUUUCUUAGGAACGCCAGGUAGGUGUAAUGAUAUCAAUGUUCUUGAUAGAUCUCCAUUAUUUACAGAUGUUUUUGAAGGUCGUGAACCACCUAUUAAUUAUGUCGUGAAUGGCCACCAAUACAGUAUGGGAUAUAAUCUCACUGAUGGUAUAUGCCCAAAAUCGGCAGCAUUCAUUCCCACGAUAUCCCUCCCCCAAAACGAAAAGGAAGGCCUUUUUGCCAAGUUACAAGAAAGUCGACGAAAGGAUGUGGAACGUGCAUUUGGGGUACUUCAAGCUCGUUUUGCAAUAAUUCGUCAACCUGCUCUAGCUCGUAAUACAUCAAUGCUUGGAAAAAUUAUGAUAGCUUGUAUUAUUAUACAUAACAUGAUUGUUGAGGAUGAACGAGAUACAUAUUUAAAUUAUAAGGACCCAAGUGAGUAUGACCAAGCCGUGGAACAACCUUCAUCCUCGAACAGAAGAAAUAAUGGAGAACCAUUUCAAUUUCACAAUGGUGCUAAGAGGAUAGCAAAUUUGGAUACUUACAUGUCUAAUAGAGUUCGAGUUCGUGAUGAAGUUAUGCAUAGAGCCCUCAAGUCAGAUCUGGUAGAACAUUUGUGGCUAAAAUAUGGAGGUAAUAAUAGGGAAGAGGGUAAUAAUAGAGAGUAA